GUCGAAUUGAGCCAUGCUCGGAAGAACGUGCCAAAAGCUUCAGGCAGCCGCGCCGAUUCAAUCAUCGAUUCGUGGAAAAGCACGUGGCGUCGUUGUUCAAAGCUAUUCUGCAGACGUUUUGCCGUACAAAGGGCAGCCAGCAGGCACAAAGUCGAAUCGUGUGAAGCUUGAAGCCGGAAAAACGUAUCAUUGGUGCUCAUGCGGGUUGAGCAUCACUCAGCCAUUCUGCGACGGAACCCACAAAACGCCCGGAUUAACCAACGUUCGCCCCGUCAGUUUUCAAGUUGAAAAAACUGGAAUUUAUCCAAUGUGUGACUGCAAACAGACUGGAACUCGACCAAUUUGCGAUGGAAAACACGCUGAUGUAUCCAAAGCUCCACGUGAUCUAAACGCUACGAGAAUGGUUGCAUUCGACGAAUCGCCAGUUUACGCAGGAGUUGCUCAAAAAUUGGGAUAUAAGCCGAAAAAUGGUGGAUUCCAGUAGUCCGGAGACUACGCUGAGACAGCAGCCGAAAUCAAAAAAAGUACCAGAAAAACUGAAAGCAGUAGAUUUUUUUUUAUUGGAAAAAAUUUUUUAGGGGUUUUUUCCCGAUUUUUAAUGUGUGAAUAAAGUAAUUUUUAAGUGAAA
This is a messenger RNA of Caenorhabditis elegans, 628 nucleotides long. It is a transcript of the gene cisd-3.2, whose product is annotated as Iron-binding zinc finger CDGSH type domain-containing protein. Lineage: Eukaryota; Metazoa; Nematoda; Chromadorea; Rhabditida; Rhabditidae. Gene Ontology annotation, molecular function: 2 iron, 2 sulfur cluster binding. Bases 14 to 484 code for a protein of 156 amino acids. The record is from RefSeq and is marked reviewed. Gene Ontology annotation, cellular component: cytoplasm. The transcript has 4 exons.